Molecule: messenger RNA, 1086 nt
Organism: Colletotrichum acutatum
Lineage: Eukaryota; Fungi; Ascomycota; Sordariomycetes; Glomerellales; Glomerellaceae
Product: glucose-methanol-choline oxidoreductase
Exons: 2
Biological process (GO): secondary metabolite biosynthetic process
Molecular function (GO): flavin adenine dinucleotide binding; oxidoreductase activity, acting on CH-OH group of donors
Source: RefSeq, a predicted model, not a curated record
GGAUCUAUUCCGGGCAAAGCUCGCAGCGUCCGGUGGGAUGGGGAUCGGAUGUAGGAAACAUGUCAUACGGUUAUAAGUGUCUUGUCAAUCCUAUUCACUUCAAGAUGUUGUCUAUCAACCUCCAAGUCUCACGGGUCGACAGGUCACUCUCUUUUUCAUCUAAGCUUUCCUACACUCUCUUUUCAAAAUGCGUGUCAAUUACGCCGUUUCCACGUUCAUUACCAUAUUGGGCUUGACCCAUGCCGCCCCGGCCGACGAGGAGGCACGAUUCCACGCCGAGCACAAGCGCCAGCUCGGUACCAGCGCAGGUAGUCUUGGAAAGGAUGCGACUUUCGACUAUGUCAUCGUUGGCGGUGGCACUGCCGGCCUUGUGAUGGCCAACAGACUGAGCGCCAACCCUGAUGUUACAGUAGCUGUGAUUGAGGCUGGCACGUUCUACGAGGUCACCAACCUUCUCAUCGGCCAGACACCUGCUGGAGACACUCUUUUCGCUGGCGCUAGUCCUCUCGACACCAACCCUCUCGUGGACUGGAACUUCAUCACGCAGCCGCAAAGCGGUGCCAACAACCGCAAGAUUCACUACGCUCGCGGCAAGUGUCUCGGUGGAAGUUCCGCUCGCAACUUCAUGAUCUACCAGCGGGGUACCAAGCAGUCCUAUCAGAAAUGGGCAGAUGCCAUCGGCGAUGAUAGUUACACCUGGGACUCCCUUCUUCCUUACUUCAAGAAGAGUGUCAAGUUUACCCCGCCCGGACCUACUCGCUUCACCAACGCCAGCGCAGAGUACAACCUUGACGCCUUCGAUGCUGCUGGAGGCCCUCUUGACGUCUCCUACGCCAACUACGCCCAGCCUUUCAGCACGUACCUCGAGCCCUCACUCAACGAGAUCGGCAUUCCCCAGGCCCAGGACUUCAACAGCGGUGAGCUUAUGGGUGCUCAGUACUGCUCCGACACCAUCCAGCCUAGCAACCAGCAGCGUGAGUCCAGUCAGACCUCGUUCCUCAACGCAGCCAUCGGCCGCAAGAACCUCAAGGUCUACCAGCUCUCUCUGGCCAAGAAAAUUCUCUUCGACAGCAACAAGAAGGCGAC